ACACACAGACCUUUCAGACCCAGCGCUCGAAAAACUAUUCGYCUGUGUUCAUAAAAAGGACAUUUGUUCCGAUUUUGUUUAAAAUAAUUGUGUUCAAGUUUGGCAGUAUUAAAAAAGAUGAAACAAAAUCAAAGAUGAUAUUCUCCUGAACCACGGAGAAGGMGGUAAUGGCAGUCGUAAUGGCGCAAUUUACAUUGGUGUGYCUAAUCGCGCUUAUARUAACUGCUGAUGGAUGCCGUACCUCUACCUCAGUUCGCGAUUAUAUACUWUACGACCACACCUAUCAUGUUAUUGCAAAUAUAAGCCUCGUCAAAUGUAUAUUCGAAUGCGAUAUGGAGCCUAGCUGUUACAGUAUUAAUUACUUGUUUACCAUGAGUCUUUGCGUGCUAAAUAACGCAACAAGAGCGGUUGAGCCCAUCAAGUUUCAGUAUCGUCCCGAUGUUGUUUAUAUUGAACAUCUUGACAGACCUAAAGGUUCCUGUGAUGGAGAUUUUCCUUGUGAAAACCGCGGAACGUGUGUAAAUAUCCCGCAGUAUCCCGGGUAUCAAUGCAUUUGUGCAGAUGCAUAUGUUGGUGAACAAUGUGAAGAGUGCUCUUCGCCUCCAGUUGGUCUAUCAGAUAACCGCAUAACAAAUAAUAAGAUUACGGGCUCAUCGACCGGACAAUGGGGCCUGACGUAUUACUAUCCAUAUAUGGCACGACUAAAUGGCAAGUCUUCCUGGGUAGUGUCAUUAGUAGAUUAUAGCAUGUACCUAGAUAUUGACUUGGCACCACAACUAAGACUGAUUACAGGAAUAGCAACACAAGGCAAUCCCGAUAAAGACUGGUGGACUACCAAGUAUACUAUAAAUUACAGAUUAAAUGGUGAUCUGCCUUGGAUUUCCUUAAAUCAGGAUUUCAAUGGAAACUCCGAYCGCCAUACAGUUGUUCAUCACAGUUUUGUUCCUGCAUUUCUAGCGAGAUAUGUCAGGGUACUCCUUCUCGAAGGACACACAAGGACUGCUAUUAGAGUAGAGCUGUACGGCUGUAAUGCACAGUAGUUAAUAUGCAGCGCUCUAUUUGUAUAAAUGUAAUUAAAACUCUACAGAAAASGUACAGGAUUGUGAGUUAUGCCCUGAUAGUCCUAGUUAACUCAACCCCGUAUUCACGUCAUCCAGACUAAGUUUAGAAUUUAUAUUUGAUUUUGAUAAUCCAAACCAUUUCAAAGAAACGGCAGAACAAUUAUUAGUUUUAGCUUGUAGGCGUUCCUAAUUGAGGGCCGAACCUGAAAUGCCUGUAACGGAUAUAUACCUCAAAGUGCGUUGAAUAUUUCGUAGGCCAGUGCUGAAAUAUCAAUCUUUAUUGUAAAAUAUGUAAUAAAAAUGUAAUAGAAUUGAUUAGUGCUCAUUGAAAAAGACUAAUUAGGUCAGAGUUGUUCUAUCUAUAAAUAAGCCGGUUUUCUAUUCAUGAGUGGAAUCAGUGUCGAUUUUUUCGUUUCUGUCAUGACAGCUUUUUGUGGGCAAAUUUAUCGGGUCCAACCCACCAUGUGAAAAAAAUGGAGUGUUCCGGAUAUACGGAUAAAAUCUUUAAAUUUUAAAUUUUCUAUCCUCUUGUAAGCCAAGGCAAUUAAAACGCAAUCAAAUUGCAUAA
This is a messenger RNA of Exaiptasia diaphana, 1629 nucleotides long. RefSeq names its product EGF-like repeat and discoidin I-like domain-containing protein 3. Lineage: Eukaryota; Metazoa; Cnidaria; Anthozoa; Actiniaria; Aiptasiidae. The transcript is spliced from 4 exons. The record is from RefSeq and is a predicted model, not a curated record. Bases 168 to 1040 code for a protein of 290 amino acids.